ACUUUUGCGUAAAUUCAUAGUGAAGAAGGUUCUAUGCUUAUUUCGUUCUACGAAACGUCAGUCGUCAUUCGCUAUCGAGUUUUAAUACGCUAAGGUGCUCGUGUCGCGUGUUCAAAAUUGUUUUAUCGUUGUUUCUAGAAAACUACGCUUUUACUGUUAUUCCCUGUUACCUAAAACGUUAGCCCUGAUUAAGGUGACAAGAUGGUGAAGGAAACAACAUACUAUGAUAUACUUUGUGUAAAACCAAAUGCCACAUCAGAUGAGCUUAAGAAAGCAUACAGGAAAUUAGCCCUUAAAUAUCACCCUGAUAAAAAUCCAAAUGAGGGUGAGAGGUUUAAACAAAUUUCACAAGCAUAUGAAGUCCUUUCAAACCCAGAGAAGAGAAAAAUCUAUGACCAAGGUGGAGAACAAGCCCUCAAAGAAGGUGGUGUUGAUGGCGGUGGCAUGUCAUCACCAAUGGACCUCUUUGAUAUGUUCUUUGGUGGAGGCUUCAGUGGUGGAAACAGACGUGGUCGCGAGAGGAAAGGCAAAGAUGUAGUCCAUCAGUUGUCAGUUACUCUAGAAGAACUGUACCGAGGUGCUGUCAGAAAACUGGCAUUGCAGAAGAACGUCAUUUGUGACAAAUGUGAGGGCAGGGGUGGAAAGAAGGGUGCAGUUCAAACAUGUACCACCUGUAGAGGCACUGGUAUGCAAGUACAGAUUCAGCAACUUGGUCCUGGAAUGAUACAGCAAAUACAGACAAUUUGUGGAGAAUGUCGGGGAAAGAGAGAAAUCAUUGACCCUAAGGACAGGUGCAAAGUUUGUCAGGGCCGUAAGACAGUACGUGAUCGCAAGAUUCUAGAUGUGCAUGUAGACAAGGGUAUGACUGACGGUCAGAAGAUUGUCUUCAGCGGUGAAGGUGACCAGGAGCCAGAUUUGGAACCUGGAGACCUGAUUAUUGUACUUGAUGAGAAGGAGCAUGAUGUUUUCAAACGUACCGGCAAUGAUCUGAUUGUGAGGCUGAAUAUAGAAUUAGUGGAGGCACUCUGUGGUUUCCAAAAAGUGAUUAGAACUUUGGAUGAGAGAGACAUUGUGAUUACCGUUUUGCCUGGAGAAGUCACCAAACAUGGGGAAGUCAAAUGUGUUCUUAAUGAAGGUAUGCCAAUGUACAAAAAUCCAUUUGAGAAGGGUCUCCUUAUCAUUCAAUUCCUAGUUAAUUUCCCGGCUCGAAUUCCACCUGAGAUCAUUCCAGCUCUUGAGAACUGCCUUCCCCCUAGACCAAGGGUUGAGAUUCCGGAAUUGGCUGAAGAGUGUCAGCUAGCAGAACUGGAUCCGGAACAAGAAAUGAGGAGACGGCGACAGCAGCACAACACCUAUGAUGAAGAGGAGGAUGGCCCUGGAAUGAACCGUGUGCAGUGUGCCACAAGCUAAGAUAAUUGCUGAGUUCAUCAGAAGCCUUAGAAAAAGAUCUAGAUAUAAUUGUUUUCCCUAAACACUGACGCAUGUAUUGGAAUUUGUAUGGCAUUGUAUUUUAAUAGUUUAAUUAUAACACUAUCAUGACGCAUUUCCAUACAUUUUAAUGAUCACUUCUUUAAGUAUUUUACUUAUAUAUAACUUGGUCUAUACAUAAUAAUAAACUUUGCUACAUUUGAAUAUUCAUUUUUCAUUUAUGCAAGUUAAUUUUAUGUGAAAAAUAUACUUAAGGGUUGUUUAUAUCUAGACAUUAAAGUGUGCCAGACACUAUACACUUUUUUCUUUUGGUACCUCUCCAUUACUGGAUAUUGGCAGUCAGUUUCAUGCGUAGAGUGUCUUGUCCCGGGACAGAUGCAGCAAUUCUUGUGUAGUUGCAAUACCCAUCCACUCCGUAACCUUAAUUAUGAUAAUUUAAAGGAAUAGGCUGACAUGACUUUGUCCUCUUUAUGUUGUGCUUAAGUUUUUUUGACAUUCCAACUCAAAGUUUCUCGUUAGAGAAUCCUAUACACACCACAGAUAGAAUUCAAUUGAAAAUUUGUAAACGUUAAAAUGUGUUAUUUUACAAUAAGAAUCGUUAUCUUGAAUAGAAAAUUCUAUUAAUGCUAAAUCUAGCGCCAUUUCCUAUCCGUCAGCAUUGAAAAAGUUAUUGACUAUAUUCUGGUACUUUUAAAAAUAUUUUGUCCUGCACACUGUGUCUGAUAUAAACUGAUCACUGGAAAUUAUAAAAUGUGUUUCUGUCGAAAUUAGACAAUUUAAUUUUAAAAGUUACUAGUAUCUUUAGUGAUAAUUGAUUUAUGCAAUAGUUAUCUUUGAAACUAAUAGGUCCGGGGCGUCAUGAAGACUAGUAUCAUUCAAAGUUCUGUGAUUUUAAUUUUUCUAGAAUAUUACCUAAGUUAAUAUUAAAGACAAGUCAUCAAAGGUGAUAUUGUAUCUGACAAAUUUAUAUAUAUAGUAUUAUUAUAUACUGAAAACUGUAGUAUAUAAAUCCAUAAUUAUCUAUUGGGAUAUCUAUAAACAGAGGUGUAAAGCAAACAGCAUUUUACAAGAUAACAUAUAUCGAUAUUGUCUUUGAUUCACUGGUCUCGUCUGAAUAAACACUAGCAUAAUUUAUAUUUUAACUUACUAAAGUUAAUAGUUUUUGGUGACUGUUUGAUCAUGUAAUAUAGGGCCUGGUAGAAAGAAUUGAAUUUGUGUAACUGCUUAAAUUUGUUGUAACUCAAUAAAUAAACAUUUAAAUACA
Messenger RNA from Pieris napi, 2692 nucleotides. It is a transcript of the gene Droj2, whose product is annotated as dnaJ homolog subfamily A member 1. Gene Ontology annotation, cellular component: cytosol; cytoplasm. The record is from RefSeq and is a predicted model, not a curated record. The transcript has 9 exons. Gene Ontology annotation, biological process: response to heat; protein refolding. Bases 202 to 1410 code for a protein of 402 amino acids. Gene Ontology annotation, molecular function: Hsp70 protein binding; ATP binding. NCBI's taxonomy places the organism in Eukaryota, Metazoa, Arthropoda, Insecta, Lepidoptera, Pieridae.